AGGCAAUUAAUAAUAAUAAUAAUAUGAAUAAUAUAAAUCAUGCGAAUCAUAAUAAUAAUAUAAAUAAUGGUAGUAAUGAUGCCACGAAUGCCACUACACCAACAACUACAAUAACAUUACCAACAACUACUACUACUCCAACAACUAUUAGUUUAAUAACAAUAGCUACAGCCACAACAGCAACAACAACAACCAUGACAAAUAAUAUAGGUAGCGUUAGUAGUAACAACAACACUUUACAUAAUAAUAACAAGAAUAACAAUAACAAUCAGACUACAUUGCAAACAAAUAACACAACGCCAAAUACAUUAACCACCCCAGCCGCGCCUGAUGCUGCAGCUGCCGUGAACCUAGACGGGAAAGUGAUUGCGAGCGCAGCGGACACGGGCGCGGUAAACAAACCGGACGCACACGUAGCGGACAGCGAUGCAAAUGACAGCAGCGAAAGCGCCGCCAAUGACACAGACAGUGACAACAACACCGACAAUGAUAACAAUGAUGUGGACAAUUGUGACAAAUUUAUGACCAAAGGCAACAGCAAACCCAAACUGAAAGGCGGCUGUCAAAACGUUGACGCGAACAGAGAUAAAGACUUGAGCGAAAGCGCUAAUAAGGAGAAAACCAAAACCCAUGCAACAAGCACAAAAACUAACGCUAUAAGGCAACACUGCCAACAGCAACAACAACAGACUGCUACAACAAAAACUGCAACAAGUAUGACAGUAGCGCAGAGUAGCAGCGCGCCACAUGAACAAAAUGAAACGAAUAGCAAAAGCACCAACGAGUCGAUUAGCGACAGCAGCAACAAUAAAAAUAAAUGCAAAAGUAACAGCACUAGCACCAGCAUCGGUGAUGGUAGUAACGGUAGUGGUAACGGUAAGGCCUACUCCAAUUACACGCCCGAACACAAUCUGACAAAUAAUAUAGACUAUAACAAAUAUAACGCAAGCGGUAAACAGCUACAUUUAAACAUAACCGAACCGCAUACGCACACAAUCACCGACGAUAAGCUGCUCAAUACGCGCACACAUCAAAAGUUGCGUCAUAGUCAGCGUCGUUUGCGCACCAAAGCGCUGCUCGACAGUCUGCCACAAAGACUGCGUACGCUUGCGGGCACUGAGCAAAGGGUGGAGGCGACAAAUUCCGCCAUCACCUGCGAUGAACUGCUUGCGGGUAGCAGUGAAUUGUUGCAAAAGAUGAGCAUCAAUAAUCCUUUUUACCGCUUUCGCAAGCAAUCCACCUCACUGAAAGAGAUGCGCGCUGAGGCGUGUGCCGAGCGCAGCUUACGCAAAGCACGCUCUGAUACAGAUAUAUUUAGCUGGCAACUGACGAACGAAAAUCAGGCGCCGAAGAGUGAGGGUAUGACAAGUGUGGUGCAUGAGCGCUUUGCGCGCGCAAUGUUUGGCGGCAUGGGUAACGGACGGGCGCGCAUGGGUAGGGGCGCACUGUAUAAUGCGCCACAAAAGCAUGGUGAAACUGCUGUACAGCUGACUGCAAUAGAUGGUAGUGUUGUAGUUGUAUUAGAUAGUAAGCAUCCUAGUGUAGUAAGUAAGCCUAAAUCUUUGAGUAGUCUUGAAGAGUUGCUCGAUGCAAGCAUUGCGAAUGAUGGCCAUGGCUCACGCGGUUUUAUGCUGGACGCUGUCGCCGCCGAACGCGCAUUUGCCGACACAACCACUGAAACGGAUAGCAGCACCGUCAUCACUAAUCCCUUCUCCAUCUUUCAUGACGACGAUGUGCUUAUGCUGAACGUGGACGCGCGUCUACGCGCAGCCUCAAGCGCUUCACAACAACAGAGAUCAUUGAAAAAGCGUCAGCGCUCUGAGCGAUCUAUACGGCGUCUAUGCGAUGCUGGCAUUGAUGCAGCGAGCACUAAGCGCGCGCCAGUCAAUUAUCAAACGGGUAUAAGUGCGCGUCAACAUUACUUGAAUGGCAUACCCGUAAGUCGCUUUGAGCGGCAAGACUUUGUUAGCACCGCUGCUGCCAUGACUUUGAGGGAGGCAACAAAAUCGCACAAACUCAAACCGAAACUCGUCUUCAAGAAUCUCUCGCUGCGCAAGAUACACAAGUCAGCAAGCGGUUUGCCGGCAACUUCGCACACCAUCACAACUAACACCUCUGAUGCUGUUGGAAAUUUGAACGCACUACCGCAAAUGAAGAAGCUCAAAAUAAGCUAUCCAAAUCGCACGCAAAGCAUACAUAGCGCGCUCGAUGUCAGUUCAAGCGCGCAACUCAGCGUUGGGCUUGUGAGUCCAGGUGGCGCUAGCGGCGCGACAAAGCAUUCCUAUUUCGAACGCUUGCAAGCGAAAACGCGUCAGGGUCUGCAGAAGCUACGCGAUAAAUGCCGCAACUUCAAACAAGCCGCUGGGCACCAUCAACACACCGGCACCAGCAGGGGUUUCAGCACGCUGGCCAAGGAUGACAGCUUUCGCUUUAUAGGCGAUCGUGCGCGCAUCAGCAGCUAUGAAUCCAAAUGCGCCGCACUUAAUGGCAGCAAUGGUCGCCAACAGGCCACCAUCUACAAGAGUUACAAGUCUGAAAUAGAUCUUUCGAAGAAUCUACAUUACUUGGACGCCUAUUUGGAGGAGAAUUUCGACCAACAGCUACGCAGCACCAAGCAAUCGGCAAAUUCAGUGGGACGUGUGAGCGCCAGCCGCUUGCAGCGACAAAAGCUGUUGGAUGGCGGCGAGACGCAGCAAAGCGGCGAGUUGCCAAAAUAUGCAAAGGUGCAGGGGGGACGCGCACAUAAGCGUAGUUUCUCGGCGGCACAGAAACAGACGACAAUCACCGAGCAGCGAGCUGCCGCGCUAGCAACAACCACCAACAACUACGAGAAUGUCGGCACGCUGCCAAUAGCAAGACGCGGCUGCUCAGACUCACUCAGCAGCUCAGACUACGCCUCGGUCUUCAGCGGGCCUACGCUGGCAGUCGAGCCGGCCACGCCCAGUUCAGUUGGAGCAACUGAGACGAUCACACCCUCACUGAUGGAUGAUGCAAGUAGCAGCGCUGGCUUGCGUUACGAGCAUCCAAAGAUGUCACAGUAUUUCUUCAACAAACUCGAUUUAGAAGGCUCGGCAGAUCUCUUGCUGGCGGCGCAGGCUGGGCAUGGCAGCAUUGAGGCAGCUAGCGGCUUCUUCAACACCUGCAGCGAAGAUGAUUUGGUUGAUGAAGACAGCGAGUUCGGUGAGGCAGGUGGCGGUGGGGGCGCUGGUGGCGAUGCGGCAUUGCUGGUUGAUUACAGACGCGCCGCCAAUAUGGAUGAUGGCAUACGCAUACUUGUCAACGAAGUGGAAGACACAGAUUUUCAGCAAGAACUCGAACGUCAGCUGGCGUCAACGAAGCAGCGGCGCACGACGAACGCAACGACUGAUUGGUAUCAACAGCAACAUCCACCAAAUCUAGAUAGCACUGAUGAGCGCAAUUUCCUUCUGGGGUAUAAUGAGAAUUUAGCCGAAAGCCAUUUCUAUCGUUCACUCAAUCAGCAUUUGCAGCAGCAACAGAAGCAACGACAAAGGGAUUUGUAUUUUGAUGUCAACGCCGAUUUAGAUGAGCAUGACGACGACGAUGAGGAAGAAAAUGGCAUUGGCGCGGCCAUAGCAAAUGGGUUGGUGAGCGAGGGCGACGCUGAUAAGGAUAUUCAUUACGAAAGCUACUUAGAACAUUUUUAUCGCGCGAGGAGUGGCCACCAGACGCGCAAAGCGAACUCUAUCGGCUAUGAUGACGAACGUGUCGAGGAUGAUGCUGAAGGUGGUUACGUUACACGUAGCGCGUUCAGGCGCACAGCGCGCGGCAGGAAGGCGGGCGGAAGCGCAUUUGAAUUACGCCACAGUGCAUUGCUGCUACUUGGCGAACAUUUAAACAAGAAUACGGAUCGUAAUAAGGAGGCAGUAGAUAUGGCCUCCGACAAUAGUCGCGCCGCUUAUUACGCGCGACAAUUUUACGGUUUUGGCGGUGACAUAGACGUGAUUGCAGCAGAGGAAGCCGGCACGAGUGGCGCGGAUGUUGAUAGGAUUAAACUGCCAGCAUCAACAAAUAAAUUGCCAGCGCUCACGCCUCUGAGUGGUAAUUUAGCGGUGAAAGGCAGACAACAUGAUACAACAGCGGCGUUUGCACGGGAACCAAGCGAACGCUUCAAAGCUACAACGCAAUCGAGAGUUGAUGCUACAGCAAAUUUGCUGGCUACAACAACAGGCACAAACAUCGCGCCAGACGAAUUCAACACCGCAUACCAGUCCUCGCCAGCAGAAGCAGCUUUAUUGAGAGAGAAAUUCGCCAUACCAAGCACACACUACAUGUCUACAAGCACCAAAGAUAACAUUGACGCGGCGCGUGUUUACAAUGAAGGCGCAACAAAAAAUUACACAGCUGCGCUAACAACGAUUUCCGCGCGCCACCUUCCAGUAGCCGCAACAACACCAACAAAUUUGCUACACCAAACCAGUGGUAAUGCAAGAGCAAGCGCUUAUUUGCAACAGCAGCAGCGUGACCGACAGCAGCACCAACAACAACUUCAGUUGACACCAGCACCAGCUGCGUCUAGCGCCGCCUUGUUUAUUGAGGGUAGCAAACAUAGCGGAAAAUCCGGGCAUCACAUGGAGGCGUUGUCCAGCAGCGCGAAUAAUCGUUACAUGUUGGACAACAUGCGUCGACAUUACCAACAACAACAAAAACAGCAUCAACAACAAAAAUCCACAAACUCCGUCAGUUCGUCGCUCUCGCUAUCGACUUCUUCCUCGUCCAAUUCGUCCGUCUCACAGCCGGUCGCCUAUAACCAGCAACAGCCAUUGCUACUGCCCACCAAUACAGCAAAUACGCAUACGAAAUACAUACAACCGCAACAACAGCAACUACCACCACUUGCCACCUAUCAUACGCGUCGCAGUUCAACUGCCUCAAACGCUUCAUCCUCCGACAAUUUCGACUCGUUCAUUGCAGUGCGUAGCGCACAAACUCCAAGUGGUGGCGCAGAGCUGGCUUCACCGGUGGCCAUUGCUGCCCUGCAGCCUGAUUAUGCUGUUAGUACAAAACUUUCGAGUAGCAACAACAGCGCUGGCGUAUACCAACAACGUCAACAAUUGCUCGCAAACGCACACACGCGCGCACAGACGGCGGCGCAUUAUCCCACCUCGCCGUCAAGCGGCGGUAGUAGCAGCACUGUGCCACUCAUUAACGCGCUCAACUAUUAUGGCACAGGUGGUGGUGGUGGCAGCGGAAUAUCCGAUAGCGCACACCCCACCUACGCCUCAUCAACAGCUUCGGCAUCGGCAUCGGCAUCCGCAUCUUCAUCCUCAUCCUCUUCGUCGACUAAUCAUCGAUAUGCGCUGACCGCAAAUGCUUCUGCGGUCGCUAGUAAUAACUACGCAUUGCUCGCGCAAAUGCAUUACGGCAAUAAAGGAAGCGGUACAAAUUCGGUUGCGAUAGCGGCUGAUGCAGCUAAAGCGGAUAGCGCUAAUCCAUUAAUAUCACCGUCAUAUGCCAGCGAGCGUAAGCCAUUCAUACUCGAAUAUGAGUGUUAGCGCAGAAUUGUGGGAACGAUGCGCGCAGUGGGCGGACGGUGAGCGUUUGGGAAUAAUGUGAGUGGUGAGAGUGAGUUGUAGAGUGUAGCUGGGGAGGGGAAGAGAGAGCAGCAAUUUAUAUAGCGGAUCAGUAACAUUCCCAAAAACGUAGAGGGAUUUUUUUGCAAAACGAGUUGCUAUUAAGUUUUUUUGCGAUGCUAUUCGAAGUCAUGUCAGGAAUGGCAGUUAUUUUUUCACCACACCAACUAAAAAUUUCCUGCAGCAAGAACCGCUGUUCGAUAUUUUCGUAUUAAUGUGUAAUACCUUUUGCUUGCGUAAAUAAAUACAGUUCAUAGUGAACAUAAUGGUACAUUCCCACUGUAGAAAUUGUGAUUAUCAUGACAGUUGUCUUUAUGGUGAGUUUUUUCUUGACAUGAGAAUACGUUUCCAUAUACGUUUGAUAUACGUUGAAUAUACGUUUCCAUAACAAUUUACAGCCAUGGAAUGCUUUCCCUAUCAAAAAAUUGUAUACAAGUAAAUUUUCCCAACUUUUCUGGCAAUGUGUGGAUUUCGCAUGACAAAGUAUCAAACCAAUUUUCGAUAACUACAAUUGAAGUGAAGCGUACUGCCGCAGGGGCGUUGUGCAUUGACCGAAGCAAGAAGUAGUUUGACGGUGCAAAGUCCGGUCUAUAAGGCGGGUGGGUGGGCUAGGACUUCCCAUCGAGUACCAUCGUGAUGGUGUAAUAUCAAUGACUCUAGUCUGGUUGCCCAUUUUGGCCGUUCGUCCGCAAUCGCUCCCUUCAAUCUCAUCAGUUGUUGUCUGCAGAGAGCGCCGACGUACAUAGUGGCCACUUUCCCUGACACGGGUUCGCUGUGCCGCUUUGGAUUGUCAUACUGAUUUACUAUUGAAGGAGUAUUUGGGAAACAGAGACAAGCCGUGCAAACUCUUUGUUUGAGUUCGUUACGCAUACAAUUACUUGC
Messenger RNA from Rhagoletis zephyria (snowberry fruit fly), 6473 nucleotides. RefSeq lists its product as uncharacterized. Lineage: Eukaryota; Metazoa; Arthropoda; Insecta; Diptera; Tephritidae. The record is from RefSeq and is a predicted model, not a curated record.